AUGAGUGUGAUAACCACAGGGGAUCAGCCUGACUCCGGUCGUAAAGAGAUUAUUGGCGUCACUUAUCUUUCGCAGCCUUGUUUCGGUCGCCGUCGAAAAGUCGUGGUGAUGUGUGAAUCGGAUGUCAGCAAGUUUCAUCUGGAUGAUGGGUUUCCAAGGUUCAGACGAUGUUUGUUAGGCGAAACUUGUGUCUGCGAGGAAGAUACACGCACGUUCACAUACACCUUUUCGAUCUCAAUCUAUGCUCAAUCACUUAGUGGACUGAAUGACCAUCUCAAGGACAUCAAAGACUCGAGCCCUAAUCGGAAAGAACCGAAGCGCACUCUCAAGACGAUGACGCCUCAAUACUUCCACAUAGAAUACUCCCCGACUGACGAAGAGCAUACGCUUUCUACGGACGCCGUAAUAUUCUCCAAUAAUUCUGCAAAAGUUUACCCUUCAGGGUUAGCACCAAAGGCGGUUUCUCCUUGGAGGAAUGGAAACAAAAUUUGGAUUGCAUGGAUUGAAACGACCGUAAUAAAAUUUACCGAAGAAAGACUGGAUAAAAUCCUGCGAGCGUGUCGUAAAGGAGGGGUAAAAUUUAAAAUUUGGGACUGUAAGGAAAAGUGUGCUAUACAGACUCGGUUUGAUCGUCCAAGAGCCUUUGAAAAUCUUGCCGGGGACAACCAACAGACUGUUGAGGCGAUAGUUGGAAAAGUUGUCAAAUUUUGUGAACGUAAUAUCCUAUGUUCGGAGGAUUCUAAUACAACGGCGGGCUGUACCAGAAACAGAGACAUGUUAUCACCUCCGCAUCGAGGUUGUGCUAAAAAGUACCGGACCAUACGUGUCUGGUCGCCAUAUCUCGAAAUCUGGAGUCCCCGAAACUGCAUAUAUGAAAACUGCACUCCAAAGACACUGCCCCAAGUACUCAUCAUCGUCAUCGACAGAAUGACAUCAUUGUUUAACACCGAUGAUUCGCUGCCGUGCAACCAUGAUUUAUUUGAAAGCCUCAUUGUAAAGAAAACAGUAAAGUACGCACGGAACGAUUCAUAUUUUAUACACACAUCAAACUUUCCUAUAUAUAGGAAGCGACAACACAGUCAACACGCACAGACUCGCGCGCGCGCAGGGAGCAGGACGUCAACCUCUCCACAAGUCCACGGACAAUCAUGGAACACGUGUAGCAGCCAAACUGCGGAGAAAACACGUUACCGCCGUCCGGACUUUCACCAAGGGACUCUCACAUACGAUAAUACGCACGGAACGAUUCAUAUUUUAUACACACAUCAAACUUUCCUAUAUAUAGGAAGCGACAACACAGUCAACACGCACAGACUCGCGCGCGCGCAGGGAGCAGGACGUCAACCUCUCCACAAGUCCACGGACAAUCAUGGAACACGUGUAGCAGCCAAACUGCGGAGAAAACACGUUACCGCCGUCCGGACUUUCACCAAGGGACUCUCACAUACGAUAAGUACGGAUGGUGCGAAUGUAGGAACAUCAUCCAAACAGCGAGAUGAGAAUCAGACACCGCGUGGGAAACCAAAUAAAACGAAGGCAUCGUAUUCCAAAACUUUGUUAUCUGACAACUCCCGCAAGAGGAAUAGGGACCCUCUGAUAGAAGUGCUAGGAUCUUGUUGCCUUGUGCUGAAUUUGGCUCACUGCUUUGUUAAACAACAAGCAGAAAUGAUCACCGUAUCUAAGCCAACCACGGUUACUAGACCCGCAACAACUACGUUGAGUGGAUCAGUGCUACUGACAGACGAAACGGUUCUCGCGGAUGUCAUAGUGGCUUUGCAACUGGAACAACCUCUACUUACUGAAACGCAGUGUGAAUACUACAAACCUGUUGUGAUCCAGCUCAGUCGAAUCAAGGGACUUCCGACGCAGCCUUAUGCUAAUUACAAUGAAAUGCACAGGCAUUGCGAGCCACUUCAGAUGACCUGGUGUCUUCACUCAAAUCAGCGAAUUCUUGAACUUCUACUCGGCACGCCAUUGAUCUUGGACUUAUACGAUCGCGUCCCCAAGAAAGAAGACAAACCAGGAUGUUUACAUGACAAAAAGCCAACACCUUUCGGCUGUAAACCGAAAGAUGACCAGUUCGGUAUGCUUUCAACAAACGAUCCCCUUCCACUGGUUGCCAAUCGCUGGGUGAAUUCCAAGGCGUUAGCCAUGGACCGCCACCCUUAUGGACGGGCGACCAUAUAUCUUGGAGAGGCCGUCACUUUGCAUCAGAAAAUGCUUCAAUAUUCCGUCCCAGUAUCGCCUUUGAGUGGGACAGAUUUUGACACGACAAUCACGAUGAGAACAGCAAAAGAAGACUUUAGGAAGAAGAAAACGGGCUACGUGGGUUACUUAGAUUCAAACUGUGAAAUCAUUCUUACCAUUGAUCUCAACUUUGAUGUGGGAUCUUUGACAAAUUCCACCAUCCAUCAAGAACCCCGAUUAUCGACAGUAGAGCGUUUUAUUUGCUGGUUGGAACUUGCAGAUGGAUAUGAAAGAGAUCCAAGAACAACCAUUUCGGCUGCGUACUGGAUAUCUGUGAGCGGAAGUCCUGCAAGCACUUCGAUCCCACAGGCAUUAGGGGCUGGUAGUGAGUGUCCCACAGUCGUAUCAUUGACGAAUUUGAAGAAGAUAGUCCUGUUUGACACCACUUGA
Opisthorchis viverrini is the source of this 2637-nucleotide messenger RNA. RefSeq lists its product as hypothetical. The transcript has 8 exons. The record is from RefSeq and is a predicted model, not a curated record. NCBI's taxonomy places the organism in Eukaryota, Metazoa, Platyhelminthes, Trematoda, Opisthorchiida, Opisthorchiidae. Bases 1 to 2637 code for a protein of 878 amino acids.